Molecule: messenger RNA, 8097 nt
Organism: Fukomys damarensis (Damara mole-rat)
Lineage: Eukaryota; Metazoa; Chordata; Mammalia; Rodentia; Bathyergidae
Gene: Itprip
Product: inositol 1,4,5-trisphosphate receptor interacting protein
Exons: 3
Coding region: 1946-3601 (551 amino acids)
Cellular component (GO): membrane
Molecular function (GO): protein kinase inhibitor activity
Source: RefSeq, a predicted model, not a curated record
CUUAGCUCCUGAGAACAUCUCAGCACCUGAUCAGCUACCUGAGCAUCGCAAAGCAUCCUGUCCAGAGACGCUGGGACAGAACAGGCUCAGCACGGGGCAGCAAGCAGUCCCUGGAAAGGCAGCUGGUGCCCAGCGGGUUGCCCAGGGGUGCUAGCCCCAGGGACUGGCUUAGCUGUGCCUGCUCAGAAGCCUUAUUCUGUCAUUUUCAGAGUGGUUGGGCUCCUGCGCCACCCUGAUAGCUCCCAGAAGAGGGUGUGCAUGUCAGAAUGCUUGCUUAUUAAUUUGUAGGAUUUUGGGGACCGUUGUUACCCAGACUGGACGUCAUCUUGUCAUCUGUUCCCUGCAUCCGGGGCAAGCCUUUGGGGAGCCUUUGCUUAGCAAAGCCAGAGUCAGAGCAGGAAGGAGGGUGGGGCCCUGCUGUCUAGCAGUGCGGGCCACCUGUGUGGUCCACGCGCCAGUGGACAGCCACCUCUAAGGGGAACUGCUCAGGUCAGCCCUGGCCAGUGCCCAGGGCAGGGUUGUGUUAGCCUGCAGCUUUGCUCACUUUAUUCUUUUUGUUGUUGUUUUUGGUACCAGGGAUCAAACUCCAGACCUUGUGCUUGUAAGGCUGGCAGCAGAACCUCUGCGCUAAAUCCCUGGCCCACCCUUUAUUCUUGUAUAACUGGCAUUUCUCAUUGUAUUUACUUGUUUGUUCAGUGCUCUCUGAGCCUUAGCUCCUAGCUACACAGAUUUGCCUAAGUUCGAUGCAGCCUCAGAGUCAUGGAUACAGGCCCAAGGAGUAAAUGCUCUGCGCAAAUUAAGAGGCUGGUGCGGUAGCUGGGAGGGUCGGAAGAAAGCCAGGCACAGAGUGGUGAAGCGCAGCCCCCAGUCAGCGCUGAGCCCUGGGGACCUGAGUCAGGCAGCCUCCUUUCCCGGCCCUGCCCAUGACGUGGGGUGAAGCCAUCCCAGGGCAGUGUGCGCUGUGCCUCGGGUCCCCUUCCCUACCCGGCCAGCCCCUGGGGACUUGGUCUCUGUCCAGGCCUCUUGGGGCUCGUCUUUCCGUGCCCAGAUCCAGGGAGGUGUGGCCUGGGUGGGCAUACUGUGCAGGCCAGGGUCCUGCCUCUGCCGCACUGGGUGUUUUCAGUGGCCGGGCAAGCGCCUGGUCUAUUCCAAGCCUCGGGUUCUCAUCGGGAGAAGGGAGGAGCCACAGGGCUGGGGAUUGAGCUGGCUGAGGUGGAGAAAGCCCUGAGCUGAACCGAUGCCCGACCAGCACGAAGGGCGGUGAGCAUCUGCACUCUCUGCCAAGCUGGCUGUCCUGCCAGGCCACUACUUUGACCUCAGUGCCUGAAUGGAGGACGACGUCCUUGGGGUCCCCCGAGCAGCCAGUUCCACACUGAGGACAAAGCUGCUUGUCCUGUCCUUUUGAUGUGUUCUGGUUGGUUCAAAUCAUGGCCUGUCCCAAGGAUCCAAAGAGGAGGCAGAAUAAAGAGGCCUUCUGGAGAUCAGGGGCCCUCCAUAAUGCCCAGCAGGCCUCGGGAACCUAGGACAGUUGGGACCCUGGUGGAUUCCCCUGCAUCCCUGAGGCCACCCAGGAAGCACUUCUCAGUGACAUCGCUGUUGCCCAGGCAACGCCUCCAUCUUAAGCAACAUGGAGGAGGCUGACCAACCCCAACUGUAAGGAAGACACAGGCAUUCAACAGAAUUCACUGGAGGUAGAAGACCAUGUUUGAUUUGGGAUUAUUUUGAUUUCGUGUGAUGGAAAAACAGCUGAACAGGACUUAAAGGAAAAUGAUUUCUUCAUGGACUCAUAAGGCUGCAAAAGCCCAGAAAUAAAGGCUCCCUGCACAGUGGGGCCCAAGGGUCUGUGUCCUGCAGUUGUCUUCCUCAGGCAGCCCCCGCCCCAGCGGUGGGGAGUUGGCACUGCAGGUGUGAUCCCCGCCCGGCAGCCCUUGAGGCAGGGAAGGCCAUGGCCCUGCCACUCUUCCGGGUGUGUCUGGUGGUGGUGACGGCCAUCGUCAACCACCCACUGCUGUUCCCGCGGGAGAACACCACUGUCCCCGAGAGCGAGGAGGAGAUCAUGCGCAAGAUGCGGGCCCACCAGGAGAAGCUGCAGCUGGAGCAGCUGCGCCUGGAGGAGGAGGUGGCCCGGCUGGCUGCUGAGAAGGAGGCCCUGGAGCAGGCAGCCGAGAAGGAUCGGCAGCAGCACGAGACCCACGCUGCCUGGGACCUAUGGAGCACGCUGUGCAUGAUCCUCUUCCUCAUCAUCGAGGUGUGGCGGCAGGACCACCAGGACGCGCCCCCGCCCGACAGCCUGGGCAGCGAGGAGGAUGAGCUGCCUGCGCUGGGAGGGGCCCCACUGCGGGACCUCUCACUGCCCAGCAAGGCCGAGCUCGGGCACUUCUACGACCGCUGCAUCCGGGCAGCCACAGCUGACGCCGCCCGUACCAGGGAGUUCGUGGAAGGCUUCGUGGAUGACCUGCUGGGAGCCCUGAGGAGCCUCUGCGGCCGGGACGUGGACAUGGAGGUGGAGGACUUCGUCGGCGUGGACAGCAUGUACGAGGGCUGGCAGGCAGAUCGGCCUCUGCGGUGCCACCUGUUUGUGCCCUUCACACCCCCCAAGCCCUACCGUUUCCACCCCGAACUCUGGUGCUGCAGCCACCCCGUGCCCCUGGAUCGCCAGGGCUACGGGCAGAUCAAGGUGGGCCAGGUAGGGCACACCCUCGGCUGUAUCUGCAGUAAGACCCCGCUCGGGGAAGACAUGCUGUGCCUCCUCCACGGCCGGAGUGCCAGGGCGCCACCCAGCUGCGAGAUGCCGGACCUGCUGUGUGCCCAGGAGGCCCCGUACCUGGACACCGUACAGGUCAUGAAGUGGUUCCAGAUGGCCCUCACCAGAGCCUGGCGCCCGAUUGCCCACAAGUACGAGUUUGACCUGGCCUUCGGAGAGCUGGCCUCCCCAGGGUCCCUCAGGAUCCGGUUCCGCUCGGGGAAGUGCGUGCCCUUCCAUCUGACACCCGUGGUGCAGUGUGAAGACUCCGACCUGUACCUGGUACCCCCACUCUGCAGGGAGCCCUCUGGGGGUGGCCCGGCCUCCAGCACCGACUGGCUCCUGUCCUUUGCUGUCUGUGAGCGGCAUUUCCUCAGGAUGAUGUCCAAGGCGCUGCCCGAGGGCGCCUGCCACCUCAGCUGCUUGCAGGUAGCCUCCUUCCUGCUCUCCAAGCAGCGCCGCCUGACGGGCCCCAGCGGGCUGGGCCGCUACCACCUGAAGACCACCCUGCUGCACCUCCUGCUCCUGCGGCGGGCUGCCGACUGGAAGGCCGAGCAGCUGGACGUACGCCUGCAUGAACUGCUCCACUUCCUGGAGAAGAGCCUGCUUGACAAGAAGCUCCAUCACUUCUUCGUGGGCAACCGCAGGGUGCCCGAGGCCAUGGGACUUCCGGAGGCGGUGCUCAGGGCGGAGCCACUCAACCUCUUCCGGCCCUUUGUCCUGCAGCGCGGCCUCUACCAGAAGACCCUGGACUCCUUCUACGAGAUGCUUAGGAAUGCCCCGACGCUCAUCAGAGAGUACUCCCUCCACGUGCCCUCUGACCACGCCGGCCUGCCCCCCAAAACUGUGGCCUUGUAGAGCAUGUGGGAUCUGGGCCCAGGAGGGAGGGCAGGUGUCCCACACGUGCCCCUCUGGGGCCUGCAGCCUGCAGCGGUGGAACCACGCCUGACGAUGGCUUGCUUCCCUGAUGGCCCUACAGGGGAAGCUGGGGAACUUCAAGGAGUGGUGCUUCACAGAGUGCUUUUGGGUCACACACAGCCUCGACAGUGACAGCUCUCUGCGGAUGCUGGGCCGGAGAGAAUGGAAGCGCUGAUUUGCAUCCCAGGUCCAAUCUGUGCCUCCCAUCAACAUCAGAUCUCCACAGAUGCUGCUGCAGGGGACCCAGUGUGAAGACCCAGCAGCCUAUUCCCAGGCGGCCUUGGCCCCAGCUGUUGGUAGCCAAAGCACAAAUAGUGGCAGCCGUGGGAUUCACAACUCGUGAGCACCUGGUGCACAGCAGUAGGGGUUGCAUGGGGGUCGCUACUUCUUACACGGUUAGGAGACGUGACCCGGUCGUCGCAGCCCUGAGUGGCUCAUGGGUGCUUGUGGGUAGAGAGCAAAGCUGGCCACUCUUCUCACUCAGGUGCCCCCUUCCCUCCUGCCCCUUCGUUACUGUGCUCACCCAGGUAUCCUAGGUGCCAUUUACGUGCCUGCCAGCUCAGUAGCCCCUUGUUUCUCUGUUCUCUCAACAGCUGGUCUCUGGCCAUUAGCAUGGUAGGGGAGGGCAUGGGCAGAUGGUGGACGCUGACCUAAGGAAGGAGGCGUGGUAACUGGGCAGGGGGUAGUGCCUGGGUCCCAGGCCCAGCUGGCAGUCCAGCCCAGUUCAGAGACAGCUGCAAAGCCCAGGCCUAAGGACCUACUGCCGUAUCUGCAUUGUCCUCAGGGUCCUGUGCUAGGGCAGGGUGGGCUUGGAAGCUGCCGUGGAAACCAGCUCAGUCCACUGGCCUAAGCCAUUGCCCCCAUUCCUCAUGCUCAGGGACCUGCUUACCACACAGCCCUUGCCUGCCUGGGCUGGACCUGAAGAUUCCAGCGGGGGCUGGAGACCCUCAGCAGGCCCAGAACCUGUGGCUUCAUCUCCAGGCCUCCUCCCCCUUGGGGAGCCCGCUAGGGUUUCCUCUUGCACAGGGCGGGAGGAAGGGAUGAGGCCAUGCCUAUGUUAAGCCCGCCAUGUGCCCCAGCAGCAUAUCCAGCUGAGCCGAAGAGGGCCUGCUCCCCUACUCUGGGCACGCUCUCGCCUGGCAUUUAGAAAGCUCCAGAAGGUGGGCUGUCCACCCAGGGUUAGGGGGAGGCUCGGCUGCAGACGGUGACAGGUCCUAUGCCCCUCCCAAGCUCCCUGCCCUCUGGUCCACUUCCCGAUGCAGGGCACUUUCUUAUUUAUUGAGCCCCCCAUGCCCUGAGGCCAGGCCUGGGUCUCCCUAGGUGUCCCCUUUGCUUCCAAGAGGACAUUCGCUGGCACAUAACUGCAUUCCUGAUUAGACAGCUCCACGAGGGCCAGGCUGUGAGGCCCGAAGCUGCAUCUGGAGCAGAAAGCAACAUGGCUGUCAGUGUUCCAUGCUGCCUUAUUUAUAUUAAAGGAAGAAUUGAAUUCUCAAAAAGAGUAGAGAUGGGCGUGCUGUUUGUUUUUACCUUGAGGAAAUCUGUGAAGCUCCUAGGGCAGAGCUGGGGACAGGGCUGGGUGGAUUUCCUAUUGACAAGUGGAAGCUUUCACUCCCUUUUUAUUCUGACACUUUGAGGAAACUUUAAAAAGUAACACAGUGAAGCAUUUCUGUCUGGGUAGCUGUGCAAUGCCUGCAGAGCUCCAGCAGGGUGGAUCUGCACAGACCUGGCUUGGCCAGGGAAGCAGCAGGAUGCUUUCUGUCUGAAUUUGAAAGAGACCAGUGCUGUGACAGGCAACCCUGGCCCUGUCAGCCCUUGGGCCUUUCCCGAAGGACGCUAUCUCCCCUUCCUUGGAGGACUCGUGUUCUCCCCAGCCUGUUUUCCCCAUGCCGGCAUCCACCCCCUCGCCCUGUAGAAGGCUCUGGGGCUGUGUUCACUGCGCCCCUGACAAGGGGAGCUCCAGAGGGCCCUCAGCCAAGAGGUUACUGUGGCUGGAGGGUGGGGGGCGCUGCAGCUUCAGAAGCUCCAGGCCCUGCGUUAGCCAGCUUUUCCUGACCGACAAAUACCCACAGCAGGCUGCUGAAGAAGAAAGGAGGUUUAGCUCAGUCUUGGAGACUCAGAGUUCCAGACAGGAGCCUGUUCGCUGAGCUUCUGGUGAGAGAGGUGGAUAGUUGCAUCCUGUGAGGAGCUAGUGUAGGAGCAAGGCCCAUCGUGAGCCAGGGAGUGGAGCUGGGGGGCUGGGCCGAGAUUCUAUGGCAUCCCUCUUGUGUGAACUAACCAGUCUCGUGGGAAACGCCUGAUUCUUUACGAUGCACUGGGCCCGCCUAGUACAGGUUCACCCUCCUCCCAAAGCCACUACUCGAGGACCCAGAUCUCCGGGGAACACACAACAGUCUCCCCAGAGCUCCUCCUUCGUGCCACGCUGAGGCACCAGGACGAGAACCUGGAGCCAGCUAGCAGCGGUGGCUCGUUCUCACCAGUGUUCAGGCCACCUGGAGAGCUUGCUGGCAUUCCCAGGUGCUGCCUUCGACCUACGUGUGCUCAGAAUCCAGACUAGAGUGGCCAGGGAGGGCUCUGUUUUUAAGGCCUUCCCUAGUGGCUGGCAGCACCCCUGUUGAAGGAAGAAAGACUCCCACUUCCUUUCCACAUGGAAAUUUCAAGAAAACCCAGUGGUCUGCUUUUCCUACAGGACUAUUGGGAGCUAGCUAGCCCUGGGAGAGGCCGAAGGAGCCUGCAGGAUUGUGUAGUCCAUCAGCUCGGCCCCAGCCUCAGCUCAGCCACACUGCCGCCAGGGACGAGCGCACAGCAGACUGGGAGCAUGGACUUCUAGCAGGUCCUUCACAGUUCGCAGGCAUCUGUGGGAGACCCAUGUGCAAGGGGCAUCUAGAAGACAAAGCUAAACCGGCUGAGACCGAGACCAGGUGACCUUCCAACACUCACCUGAGAAGAGCACCAUAAGAAAGACCAAAACAUUGCCAGUGGGUCCCACAUGACCAGGAGAACCCUUUCUCCACGUGACCCCAUGGUACCCAUCACUGCAGGCUCCUGGCCAUGCCGGGCAACUUGCCAUCUAGGAAUUGGGUCCAGGACCUAUACUGCAACAGCUGCCCAGGUAAUCCUGGAAGUCCAAGAGCCACAGGUUCCAGAGGCAAUAAGGGAAGGCCCGGCAGCAGGGGCCGCUGCCUAACAGCACUGCGGCCAGAAUCGAGGGGCAUGGGAGCAGCAGAGGUCGGGCCCUGUGCUUGGCUCUCACUGGGUCACUCCCAGCUGCUGGCUCCAAGUUCGUGCCUGGACUUAGGUGGGUGCCUUUGUCUUCUCUGCUUCCUGCAUGAGGAAAGGGACCCUGAGAGUUCAGUGACUUGUCUGAGAUCACACCGGUGUGAGGAGUGGUCAGGAUUCCAGCCAGGCAGUGCCACCAGGGUGUGAUCAACAUACAGAACAAUUUUUUUAAAAAUCUAUUAGCAGUGAAAGAUACUGCCAUUAAUUGCCCUCAGAAUAUCCCCCGGCUCCCCACCCCUGUGCUUCACACACACAGACCCCAUCGCUCCUGCUGCUGUAAAGUGUUCUGAAGACCUCAAGCGCCUUCCACUGUGAUCACAAGUACAGUGCAUGCUGGGUGCCUUGCAGCAGAGGCGGGCCCGGUGCCUACAUGGCUCCCUGGCCUGGCACUGUGCAACUUCCGGCUCCCCCUGAAAUCAAAAUGAGCGUGAGAGCAAAUGUUCUCAAUCUGUUUUUGGCACUGUGGUACAGCCCUGGCAGCACAAUUGAAGAUGCAGAAGAGGACUCAGAUCCGCUUCAGAGUGGCGAGUGUGUUUGAAGCAAGGGGGGUGCUUGCGGGGGAUUCGUUAUAAUGUCUUUUGCCUUAAUAUUUUUCAGUUAAAACAUUCACUAGAUUUUUCCUAAUCAUGCCUCAUAAGUUGAGAUAUACAAAGAAAUCGUGGAAAAUAAGGUUGAAAAGGUAAAAUGGGGCUGAACCACAGAACUCCUGGGAUUCGAAUCUAAAGCCAGCUUGGACUCCUACAACAAACACUUGGUGAGCCCGUGGCAGUUGCUGAGUGAGAUAGAAUUUGAUUCACCCCAAGCCAAGCUGCGCCGUGGGUCCUUGAGGACAUGGUCAGUGCUGCAGGGAAGUGGGCAUCUCCAGAGCAGGGCUGUGGCAAGGGAGUCCGUGAGUGUCCAGGAAAUUGUCGCUCCAGCCUCCAGGGCUGGGACAGUCUCCUGCCCACCUAGUCUCUGCCUGUGGGACAGCACUGGGAGGCCGGUGCACCCUCCUCUGAUGCCCCCUUGGCCCUGCCCGCCCCAUGGAUGAGGGAUGAGGGCAUCAUGGGGUUAAGGUUUUGCGUCACCAGCUAAAGAUCACGUGUUCUUUGGUCUAGUUUCUCGUUUUAAAAGAUAAAAGCAGCCGGGAAUUUAGCUCAGCGGUUUGGUGGCCUGCCUUG